Molecule: messenger RNA, 3166 nt
Organism: Podarcis raffonei (Aeolian wall lizard)
Lineage: Eukaryota; Metazoa; Chordata; Lepidosauria; Squamata; Lacertidae
Gene: NEURL1
Product: neuralized E3 ubiquitin protein ligase 1
Exons: 6
Coding region: 1034-2758 (574 amino acids)
Biological process (GO): negative regulation of Notch signaling pathway; nervous system development
Cellular component (GO): postsynaptic density; plasma membrane
Molecular function (GO): ubiquitin protein ligase activity
Source: RefSeq, a predicted model, not a curated record
CACACACUGCACGCUCCAGGCCCAACUCAUCGCGCUGGGCAACCUUCCGGUUCUCCUCGAGUACGAAGCCGGAUCGCCGCUUCUCGCGCGUACAAUUCGGACUCCAAAGGGCGCGCGAGAAACUGGAGCUUCUGCCCCGCACAUGCCGCCGGGAUCUCCAGCCACGUGCCUCCGUCCGCUACCCUUCCGGACGCUACCUGUUGGGCCCGGCGUUCGCUGGGCCCUGGAGCCAGAGGCGGGAGAGAGCCCCUCCACGCCUCAUUGUCCCGCCUCCCGCGCCAGAGGUGGCACAUCUGGCUGCUCACGUGACUCAUCUGGUCCCUUAAGUCACUAGUCUGAGGAGGCAGCUGUCACCAUAACAACCAGAUCCAAAUGGGGAAGCGGUCUGCCGCAGCCCCCCAGAUAGGGAAGCCGCGGGGGCGGGCGGGGGUCGAAAGAGAAAAGGCCCCCGAAGCGCCAUGCUGCUUCAGCAUCUGCGGCUGAGCAGGGGCAAGGGCAGCCGGAUGACACCCAUCCCCAUCCUCUCACAUUGCCUAGGCAAGGUAAAAUCCACGGAGCGAGCCUGGCAGGAGUAGGAAGGGAGAGGCGAGAGCGCGCGCGAGGGGGGGGGGGAGAGAAGAGAAGAGACACAAAGGGAGACGCGAGGAGGAAUCCGAGAGAGGAAGAGCGGAGGGGGAGGGAUUACCGAGGGAAUCAACCUGAGCUCCCCGAGAGGAGAGAGCAGCAGAGAUCUCCCAUCCUGCUCGCGCAAGGGGCAGCCGCUCCCCAAUCAUUUCCCUCCACCCCACGAUGUAGAUGAAGCCCAAGUGAAGGCAGCAUCUCUGAGGAAGAGGAGACAAAGGGGGAUUCUGGAGCCAAAGUGACUGCGAGAGGGAAGGAGAGGAAGGUCUAGGGGAGAGAGAGGGAGGGGCGAGCCCAGCCCCUAGCCCCUGCUCCCCUCCCCUUCCUUACCCCGCCCUGGCCGGCGGCACAAACCCACAGAUCCCUCCAGCUGUUGUCAUCUCCCAGCUGUUGGCUGCUGCCUUCUGAUGCCAUGGGGAACAGCUUCUCCAGCAUCCCAGCGCUGCCGAGAGGCAACCCUAGCCGGUUCCAUAGAGUCCAUCACCAGCAUCUCAAUCUCAAAGACUCCAUAGGUGGACCAUUUCCUGCUUCAUCUCACCGAUGCCACCACAAGCAAAAGCAUUGUCUGCCCAUCCCACAGUGUGGAACUCUCUCAGUCAGCCCACUGCUGUUCCACCCCCAUACCAAGGGGUCACAGAUCAUCAUGGACACCACACAGAAGGCAGUCAAGCGUCAGGCUAGCUUCUGUAAUGCCAUCACCUUCAGCAACAGGGCAGUUGUUAUCUAUGAGCAAGUCAGGCUCAAGAUCACAAAGAAGCAAUGCUGUUGGAGUGGGGCUCUUCGGCUUGGAUUUACCUCUAAGGACCCCUCUAGGAUUAACCCAGAAACCCUGCCCAAGUAUGCAUGUCCAGACCUCGUUUCUCAGAGUGGAUUCUGGGCCAAGGCCCUCCCGGAAGAAUUUGCAAAUGAGGGAAACAUCAUCGCAUUCUGGGUGGACAAAAAGGGACGUGUAUUUUACCGGGUUAAUAACUCUGCCGCCAUGUUGUUCUUCAGUGGAGUGAGGACCACUGAACCAUUGUGGGCUUUGAUUGACGUCUAUGGACUCACACGUGGAGUGCAGCUGCUAGACAGUGAAAUUAUUGCUCCAGAUUGUCUCCGUCCAAGAUCCUUCACGGCUAUCCGGCGGCCUUCACUACGCAGGGAGACUGAGGACACCCGUCUGUCUGUGAGCCUUUGCGACCUCAACCUCCAGGAGGAGAACUUCCAUGUCAUGGCUGCCAUGUGUCCCAUUCCACAGAAUUCCCUCAACUCUCAACAUUCCCACCUUCUCCCAUCCCAGCUUGAAAGUGACCUCCGUUUCCAUCAGCUCAGGGGAGCCCAUAUUAAAAUCCUGGAUGACCAGACAGUGGCUCGCCUGGAGCAUGCUCGAGAAGAGAGAACUUUGGUUUUCACCAGCAGGCCCCUUAGAAUCAAUGAGACCAUAUUUGUCAAGAUUAAUAAAUCCAACACUUCACGUACUGGGACACUCUCUUACGGGGUGACCACUUGCGAUCCCAGCACCCUGAGGCCCAGCGACCUUCCUUAUAAUCCAGAGUCUUUGGUUGACCGGAAAGAGUUCUGGGCAGUUUGUAGGGUGCUGGUGCCUCUCCAGAGUGGAGACAUUUUGGGAUUCAUGGUGAAUUCAGAAGGCGAACUGCACUUGAGCCACAAUGGAGCAAACGCCGGCAUGCAGGUGUGCGUGGACUGUUCCCAGCCACUGUGGAUGUUCUUUGGUUUACAUGGAGCAGUCAUGCAAAUCCGUGUCCUGGGUUCUACUCUCCUGGCUGAGCGACUGGGCCCCUCUGCACCCGGCUCACCCGCCUCAUCUCCAAACUCUCCCUCCGUCCUCUGCAGUGGCAUUUCUGAUCCCAUUCUGAGUACAUGUGGAUCUGGCCCACUUGGCAGCUCACUCAGUGGCACAGCUCCAAACUCUCCUGUCAGCAUGCCAGAGUCCCCCCUUUCCCCCUCCAUCUCAGGUUCCUGGAAUGACGAGUGCACCAUCUGCUAUGAGAACAUGGUGGAUACCGUGAUUUACUCCUGUGGACAUAUGUGUCUGUGCUACACCUGCGGGCUCAAACUCAAGAAGAUGGCCAAUGCCUGUUGUCCUAUCUGCAGACGUGCCAUCAAGGACAUCAUCAAGACCUAUCGCAGCACCUAGAGCAGCAUGGCAGGAAAAGGGUAGGGGCAGCAGGGGACAUGCUGUCUUAUGACAAUUCAACAGAACAGGGUGGGGAGGGGCUGUCCAGCUUGCCAAAAUUCCCAUCCUUCCCUGUGCAACUAACUCUGAAUGUUGCUACAUGUGGGCAAAUCCCAGAAAUUUGAGGUCUAAACAUUUCCUUCCUUCCUUGGCAUCUAGCAGAGAGCUACUGACAACAAUCUGAUGUGCAUCUGUCAAGAAAGGUUGAAUUGCAUUCCUCCUCUUUCUCUAGUUCUGGCUCCACUCACCCACCUUCCUGCAAGGAUCAAAUGAUGCAGAAUAAUCAGAUUUUCUUGGGUAUGUUAGCAGUUUCAUUAUGUGAAUGAAUUCAACAUUUUGGACGUUUAAGUGGAGUAGAAAAAGAACAAG